Molecule: messenger RNA, 897 nt
Organism: Colletotrichum spaethianum
Lineage: Eukaryota; Fungi; Ascomycota; Sordariomycetes; Glomerellales; Glomerellaceae
Exons: 1
Coding region: 1-897 (298 amino acids)
Biological process (GO): regulation of transcription by RNA polymerase II
Cellular component (GO): transcription regulator complex; PcG protein complex
Molecular function (GO): RNA polymerase II cis-regulatory region sequence-specific DNA binding; DNA-binding transcription factor activity, RNA polymerase II-specific
Source: RefSeq, a predicted model, not a curated record
AUGCACGUUCGAGACGCCACCGGCCGUCAGGUCUCCCUCUUGAACGACGAACCCACCGUCCAGCCUAUGCCCCAGCGUCUCAGCUACCACACAGCAAACCAGGUCAUCUCACAACCUUUCCACCCGGCGCCGCGCAGCAACUCCUCCUCGCCCCACACUCCCGAGCUCCUUCGCUCAGACUCAUAUGACUCCAAUGCGAGCAGCGAUCCCCUCUCACCCAUGACUCCCACCUCAUACGACCCGAGCAGAGUCAGCGCAUUCCCUGGACAGCCCACAUACGACGAGUACGACAUGCCCUCGAAGCGCCCUACCUACGCGAACACCAGCCGCGCAAACUCAUAUGAGGAGGACAGUUCAGCGACAUCGCCCUUGCCCGAGCGCCCAGGAAAGAGAUACCCUUGCCGUUACCGCGACAGCCAUGGCUGCGAGAAGACCUUUACCACCUCCGGGCAUGCUUCCCGUCAUUCCAAGAUCCACACUGCUGAGAAGGCGGUGCAGUGUACCUUCCAUGGUUGCCAAAAGAAGUUCACCAGGGCCGACAACAUGAAGCAACACCUCGAGACUCACUACAAGGACAAGUCUCGCUCUACCGCCUCGGCCAAGGUCGCGGCUCGCUCUUCGCUUGGUGGACUCUCAUCUUCGGGCCGACGAUCUUCAUCUUCUUCAGCGAGGGCCGCUGCCAGCAGCCGCACUACUCGCGACCAGCCAAUGUGGGAAGGAGAAUCACCUUACGGGUACCCUCCCGGCCAGGCACCGCUCCCGUCACCCGCUGCCACCGGCGCGUGGGACAUGCGUGGCCUCAACCUGCCUCUCCUCAACCGCCCCAGUGCUGCAAGGACACCCAGCAGUGGACUUGACGCAUUGGCUAUGGCUGUUGCGUGUCAAGAGGGCGCAUAA